UCUCGUCUGUUUGCUGAGUAGUGUCAAAUUUGUGAACUUCUUAGCAAUACUGAUGUCGCUUAUACCCAUUAUAUCUCACAGUUACAACAAAGUGGGUUGCUUAAAGGGGAUGAUCUCACAGAUCGCUUUUUCUGAAUCCUCAUGGAAUUUUCUGUAGCAAAUUGUUUGGCCACUGACAUGAUUAAUCCAAGCUCAUUAUCCCUACAAAUGCCACAACAAGUCUAGCAUCUCUCAUUUGCUGUUAUUGAUAUGUAUGCAAAGCUUGUGGUUUUAGUUAUUAAGGUAGCGAUCUUUUUUUUUUUUUUGUGGUUAUGGGAAAUUUCUUUCAGUUGUAACAAAUGUUGGUAGUUACAUUAACCUUAGUAGGUGUUUGCUUUAAUUAAUUCGAUGAUUUGUAACUUCAUUUAUCUUUGUUGUUGUUCGUAUUGUACGGUGGACCAGGGAUCAAGUAAAGUGUUUCUCUUGCCCAAGAUUUUGUCAGUGACUGUGAGAGUUAUCCAAAAGGAUGCAGAAGAGAAGAAAGCUGCUUUCAGCCGAAGGGCAUAUUUCAGAUUGUUUCUGAAUUGGCUUUUGGACCAUGGGUCCCCUGACCCUGUCCUUGAUAGUUCCAACUUUCAGGUUCACUUUCUGUACAAAGGCACUCUAAGGGUGCUCUUGGUACUGCUUCAUGAUUUUCCGGAGUUCCUUUGUGAUUAUCAUUUCAGCUUCUGUGAUGUGAUUCCAGCCAGUUGCAUUCCCACGAAACAUGAGGCUGCCCAAUCCUUCUACUCCCAACUUGAAGUUGGUUGCAACAUGAUUUUGUUUGAACUUCCUAAUCAAUAUUUAAUAGUUCUCUAUUAA
Messenger RNA from Magnolia sinica, 840 nucleotides. Its product is annotated as general negative regulator of transcription subunit 1-like. Gene Ontology annotation, cellular component: CCR4-NOT core complex; P-body. Gene Ontology annotation, molecular function: molecular adaptor activity. The transcript has 4 exons. The coding region runs from base 388 to 840 and encodes 150 amino acids. Lineage: Eukaryota; Viridiplantae; Streptophyta; Magnoliopsida; Magnoliales; Magnoliaceae. The record is from RefSeq and is a predicted model, not a curated record. Gene Ontology annotation, biological process: nuclear-transcribed mRNA catabolic process, deadenylation-dependent decay.